CAAAGACAGUGGAUUUCUUUAUAUAUUCUCCAUAAUUAAUAUUCUAUAAUUCUCUUCGGUUUCUUUGUUCGCAGAUAUUCUACAUCCUCCUCCCUCCCACCAUGUUCAAUUCCUUGCGAUUCACCUCCCGACUGGGCCUCCGUGCCGUGCGCUGGAACUCCACGACCAGCUCGGGCUCGCCUCCUCUGAUGGCCCACAUGCGAAAUGAUCUGAAGGUCGCAAUGCGGGCCAAAGAUACUGCUAGGUUGAACGUUCUGCGCGGAAUCAUCUCGGAGUUCAAUAACGCUGCAAAGACGCCCAACCCGAUCAGUACCGACCUGCAACUUCUCGCCUUGAUCCGGAAGCGACUUGCCAGUGUGAAGGAGGCAGCGCAACAGUUCGCCGAGGCGGACCGACCGGAUCUCAAGGAAAAGGAGGACCAGCAGGCCGAGGUCUUGCAGGGAUAUGCAGGUCAGGUGACGACAAUGGGUGCGGACGAGAUCGAGCAGAUUGUGGAACAGGAGGUGACGAAGCUGAAGGGGGCUGGUCAAAAGGUGGACAAGGGUGUGCUCUUUAAGACGCUCUUCGCUCCCGGCGGCGCCUUUGAUGGAAAGCCCGUGGAGCGGGCUGAGGUGGCCAAGAUCGCCUCCAAGUUCCUUCAAUAGACUGCAAGGACCAUCGCAGAGAAGCGCUAACUGUAUUAUAUUGUACAAUGCAUA
Aspergillus campestris IBT 28561 is the source of this 698-nucleotide messenger RNA. RefSeq lists its product as uncharacterized. Bases 102 to 644 code for a protein of 180 amino acids. Gene Ontology annotation, molecular function: carbon-nitrogen ligase activity, with glutamine as amido-N-donor. Lineage: Eukaryota; Fungi; Ascomycota; Eurotiomycetes; Eurotiales; Aspergillaceae. Gene Ontology annotation, cellular component: mitochondrion. The record is from RefSeq and is a predicted model, not a curated record. The transcript is spliced from 2 exons.